Molecule: messenger RNA, 2060 nt
Organism: Phyllostomus discolor (pale spear-nosed bat)
Lineage: Eukaryota; Metazoa; Chordata; Mammalia; Chiroptera; Phyllostomidae
Gene: UPB1
Product: beta-ureidopropionase 1
Exons: 10
Coding region: 57-1211 (384 amino acids)
Molecular function (GO): beta-ureidopropionase activity
Source: RefSeq, a predicted model, not a curated record
UGGGGGUAAAGGGCAGGCAGUUUUGGUGUGGACGUCGGUGCUUGCGGUCUUCAGCUAUGGCGGGGCCUGAAUGGCAGUCGCUGGAACAGUGCUUAGAGAAGCACCUGCCACCCGCAGACUUGCGGGAGGUGAAACGCAUUCUCUAUGGCAAGGAGACCAGGAAGCUUGACCUGCCCAGCAGGGCUUUUGAAGUCGCCUCUGCAGCAGACUUUGAGCUACAGGGAUACGCCUUCGAGGCUGCAGCAGAGCAGCUGAGGAGACCUCGGACAGUGCGUGUGGGGCUGGUUCAGAACAGAAUCCCCCUACCAGCGGAUGCCCCUGUGGCCGAACAGGUCUCUGCCCUUCACAGACGCAUAGAGGCCAUUGUGGAGGUGGCUGCAAUGUGCGGAGUCAAUAUCGUCUGUUUCCAGGAAGCAUGGACCAUGCCCUUUGCUUUCUGCACGAGAGAGAAGCUUCCUUGGACGGAAUUCGCCGAGUCAGCGGAGGACGGGCCCACCACCAGGUUCUGUCAGAAGCUGGCAAAGAAGCACAACAUGGUGAUAGUGUCCCCCAUCCUGGAGCGGGACGGAGCGCACGGGGACGUUCUGUGGAACACGGCCGUGGUGAUCUCCAAUUCUGGGGCGGUCCUGGGCAAGACCAGGAAAAACCACAUCCCCAGAGUGGGCGACUUCAACGAGUCCACCUACUACAUGGAGGGCAACCUGGGCCACCCCGUGUUCCAGACGCCGUUCGGGAGGAUCGCCGUGAACAUCUGCUACGGGCGGCACCACCCCCUCAACUGGCUGCUGUACAGCAUCAACGGGGCCGAGAUCAUCUUCAACCCCUCGGCCACCAUCGGGGCGCUCAGUGAGUCCAUGUGGCCCAUCGAGGCCAGGAACGCCGCCAUCGCCAAUCACUGCUUCACCUGCGCCAUCAACCGCGUGGGCAAGGAGUACUUCCCGAACGAGUUUACCUCUGGAGACGGGAAGAAAGCUCACCAGGACUUCGGCUACUUUUACGGCUCCAGCUACGUGGCAGCCCCUGACAGCAGCCGCACUCCCGGGCUCUCCCGCAACCGGGACGGGCUGCUGGUUGCUGAGCUCGACCUCAACCUCUGCCGGCAGGUGAAUGAUGUCUGGACCUUCAAGAUGACAGGCAGAUAUGAGAUGUAUGCCCGGGAGCUCGCAGAAGCUGUCAAACCCAACUACCGCCCCAAUAUCGUGACGGAGUAGCUGCCCUUCAGCCCCCGCCCACCAUGGAGGGCACCCCCGCCCACAGCAGAUCGGCAGGUGUGACAGGCUUUGCCCUUCCAAGUUCUCCCUGAUGACGCCCUGAAAAUGCGGCUGUUCAGACUGAGUUUUAAAUGCCCAGACGGUGAGGCCGGAAGGAGGACGGGCUGCUUCGUGGGUAUGAGGUUUCCUUCUGUGGUGAUGCAAUGUGUUUGGACGAGAUAGGGGUGAUGGUUACAAAAACUGUGAAUGUCCUCAAUGCCACUAAAUUGUCUUCUUUAAAAUAGUUCAUUUUAUGUUAUGUGAGGUGUACCUCUAUUUUUUAAAAAAAAAACCCAGGCAGUGGUUGUGCAGGUUGAUUUGAAGUCAGACAGAUGGGAUGCCCCAGCCCGAGGUCCCUCACGUCCUUGUUUGGACUGUGAGCAACCCAAGGGGAAGCGUGGGCGUGUGGGCGCCAGUGGGCGAGGGCGAGGCUGGUCCAGAGUCCUGGACAGCCGUGGGUGGAGGGGAAGUCACUGGAUGCGUCACCCCGAUUAGUCCGCAGUCUCCACGUAUUUAAUCAGCCAUAAUCUGGGCAUGGCUCUGAAGGUGUUCUGUAGAUGUGAUUCAAGUCCAUAAUCAGUUAACUAAGCCAGUGAGAUUAUCCCGGAUGAUCCUGGUAGGCCUGAUUUAAUCAGCCGGAAGGCCCUACCGAUGAGAAAAUUCUGCCUGCGGUUGACACAGCAGCUUCAGCCCUGCCUGGGAGUUACUGCGCCCUUCCUGGCAGCCUGCUCCACAGACCUCAGACUUGUCUCUCCGGCUCCUGUAAUCAUUUCCAUCCAUUCCUUGCAAUAAAUCUCUUAAUGCACAUUC